UCAAUUAAACUAGUUCACAUUUGAACAGUGCAACUCUAGUUUUUUUUUUUUUAAUACAUAUGUGUUUUAAAAACAUAUGCAGAAUCGGGCAAAUAAAACGGAUAUAACCGAUUGGACAGGAUCAAAAAUAGAGCAAAUUAACCCACAACGUUGAGGGCGACUGCGACUGCGAGAGAGCGACCAUGGUGUGCAGCGCGUGUGCGUGUGUGUGUGUUUUGUACCGUGUUGUCUGAUUGUGUGCCGUUGUUGUUUUUGUUGUUGUUCUUGCUGUUGCUGUUGUGCGUGUGGUCGACGGACGGACAGUGGGACACAACGACAGUGGACAAUCCGGUGGCGGAGCAGUCCGGUGGGCAGGAGGGCAGGAUUAGCCGCAACAUCCUUACUCGUCCGAAACAAUAGCAAGCUGAAACGCAGGAAAGCAAGAGAAAACAACAAAAAAGAAAAAAAAAAAAAAGAGGAGAAACAGAAAACAAAAACAAAGAAGAGGUUCGGGGUUUCCAUGUCGCCAACUGCGGGUCUUUGAUGCCCUCGCAGGUCUACCGAGGAGUGGACACCACCAACAUGCUGCCGAUCAGCGAGGAGCAGCAGCUGCAACAGCAGCAGCAGCAGCAGUUGGAGCAACUGCAUCAUCAGCAGAUACCAGAGAUUCCAAUACCAGAUCUAGAUCAAGUCGAGACCCAGGUGGGCGAUGGCAGCCUAUGGACCGCUCUGUACGACUACGAUGCCCAGGGCGAGGAUGAGCUGACCCUGCGGCGCGGCGAAAUCGUCGUGGUCCUGUCCACGGACAGCGAAGUAUCUGGCGAUGUGGGCUGGUGGACCGGCAAAAUUGGAGAUAAGGUUGGUGUCUUCCCCAAGGACUUUGUCACCGAUGAGGAUCCACUGCAACUGAAUGUCUCGUCCGCCAUUGGCGACAUCCAGCCGCAUGAGAUCGAGUACAGUGAGCUGGACAUCAAGGAAGUCAUCGGUUCCGGUGGCUUCUGUAAAGUCCAUCGUGGCUACUACGAUGGCGAAGAGGUGGCCAUCAAGAUUGCCCAUCAAACGGGCGAGGAUAAUAUGCGGGAUAACGUACUGCAGGAGGCCAAACUAUUUUGGGCCCUCAAGCACGAAAACAUAGCAGCCUUGCGAGGAGUAUGUCUGAAUACCAAACUCUGUCUGGUGAUGGAGUACGCCAGGGGAGGCAGUCUUAAUCGCAUACUAGCUGGCAAGAUACCACCCGAUGUCCUAGUCAACUGGGCCAUACAAAUAGCCAGGGGCAUGAACUAUCUGCACAAUGAGGCGCCCAUGUCGAUUAUACAUCGCGACCUCAAGUCCUCCAAUGUGUUAAUCUACGAGGCCAUCGAGGGCAAUCAUCUGCAGCAGAAGACGCUCAAGAUCACCGAUUUCGGCUUGGCCAGGGAGAUGUACAACACGCAAAGGAUGAGUGCGGCGGGCACGUACGCUUGGAUGCCACCGGAGGUCAUCAGCGUUAGCACCUAUUCCAAAUUCUCCGAUGUUUGGAGCUACGGUGUAUUGCUGUGGGAACUGAUAACGGGCGAGACGCCGUACAAGGGCUUCGAUCCGUUGUCCGUGGCCUACGGCGUGGCUGUCAAUACGCUGACCUUGCCCAUACCAAAAACCUGCCCAGAGACUUGGGGAGCCCUAAUGAAAAGCUGCUGGCAAACGGAUCCGCACAAGCGACCUGGCUUCAAGGAGAUUCUCAAACAGCUGGAGAGCAUCGCCUGCUCCAAGUUCACCCUGACGCCUCAGGAGUCUUUUCACUACAUGCAGGAGUGCUGGCGAAAGGAGAUCGCGGGCGUGCUGCACGAUUUGCGCGAAAAAGAAAAGCGUUUCCAAACCAUCGAAGAGGAACUGCGCAACAAGGAGGAGCAGCUGCUCAGGGUGCAGAACGAGCAGCGCGAGAAGGCGAAUCUCCUGAAAAUUCGCGAGCAGAAACUGCGCGAGCGUGAAAUGGUGCUGAUCGAACGGGAGCUUGUCAUGAUGCAGCCGGUGCCAUCGAAACGCAAACACAAAAAGGGCAAGAAGAACAAACCGCUGCAGAUAUCGCUGCCCACGGGCUUCCGGCACACGAUUACGGCCGUACGCGACAAGGCGGAGCAGCCGGGAUCACCUUCCUUCUCCGGAUUGCGCAUUGUGGCACUGACCGAUGGGCACAAGGGCAAGACGUGGGGCCCAUCAACGAUGCACCAGCGGGAGCGAUCCCUACUGCCAUCGCAACUGGGCGGCGGUCAGCCGGAAUGGCCCGCCCAAACCUCAACCCACUCCUCAUUCAGCAAGAGUGCUCCGAAUCUGGACAAGAAGCAACAGCAACAGCAGCAGCAGCAGAACCAGCAACAGGUGGCCUCGCUGACACCGCCGCCGGGCUUGGGAACUUUGGGUGGAGGUGGAAGUGGAGGCGCUGGUGGGACGCCGGCCACAUCCUUGUUGUACCCAGGUAUACCCUUUAUACUAACGCGCCCCAACAACAACAACAUUGGCAAUUGUAAAGCCAUCACCACCACCAUCACAACCACGACCGCCACCACCACCACCACCACCAACAACAACAACAACAACAGCAUCUCCGCCAACAACAACAACAAUCAGCUAAAUAAUAAUAGUACUAUUAAUAGCAAUAACAAUAACAGUCAAACUAACCUAACCAACCAACCGAACACGAUAAUCAUCCUCCAGAACGGGCGGAGCAACACCAACAACAGCAGCACCAGCCGAUCCCCAGCCAAGAUCUACCAUCGCGCCAGGAGUCAGGAGUACGGACUGGAUCAUCCGCAUGGCUAUCAGCCACCACCACUCUAUUUGGUAACGGAUGACAGCUCGGAAACGGACACUGUGGCCAGUCCGACCGGUUGCUUUCACUUCCUGCGGCCCGGCCACUCGUCCGCGGCCAGUGGUGCAGUGCAUCUGCAGCGCUUUGGCGGCAGUCUGGGCAACAGUCCAGCUGUGGGCAGAAAGAAGCAUUCGCUGGACAGCAGCAGUCAUCAUCCGCCACCAAAUAGUAGCAAUAGCUUCGCACUGCACAACCAAUUAACUAUGCCAUCAGAGGACAACAAUACGUAUGAUCAUGCCUUCUAUCGGGAUGUGUUCAAGAAGAUGUCCAUGGCCAGCAGCGAACGGGUGAACUCCAAGUCCAGUGGCGACCUGACCAUGUACAACUCCAGCACACCGCUCACUGCCAGGGAUUGCGAUGAUGCGGAAGAGGCCUUCGAGGGCGGACGCUUUCAGCGUAACUUCUCCGGCUCGCAGUUUCCACGCCACUGCUUCUUCACCAGGCAGGAGGAAGAGGGGGAAGGGGAAGCGGAUGAGGCGGAGGUGGACACAGCAGAAGCGGAAGCCGAAGACGACAGUCAAGUGCCCGUCAGUCAGAUGCGCCAAAACUCCACCACCUCGCGCAAGAGCUCAGUGACGUUCCAGAGCGUCAGUUUCGAAGAGCCAGAUUUCGUGACCACCACGCCACGAACGACUGCCAGAUCGGAUGUAUACACAUCUAAUGCCUCCAUUAGCUUUGCCACCUAUCGCUCUGCCUCGCCAUCGCUGUCCUCGUCCUCCACCACUGCAUCCGCCUCCGCCUCCAUUGCUUCUACCGAAGCCGUGAACGGCUAUCACAUGCAGGAGAACUCGAUACUGAACACACGUCGCAUGCAAGACGUUCAGCCGCAUCCCGAUGUCAUCAAGCUGAAGGAACACUUGCGCGCACAGGAACAGCGCCAGCAGAGCAAGAACCUAAAGAAGCAGCGGCCGAAGCACAUUACCAAAUCCAAGAGUGUUGAGGCGCCUGUCGAGGGACAGCAGCACCAUCAUGAUGACCACCAUAUUGAUCAACAGCACCAGCAUCACUCGGCUGGAUCGAGCAAAAUUCGCGCCUUUUUCAAUCUGUUCACGCGAUCGCGUAAGCAGUACAGCAAGCUGGCGGAGCACAACAUGGUCGGUGGCUCCGAGUUCUGUGCCAUUGAUCCCUAUCAAACCGAUUUGGCCAUCGGCGGCAGCAGUCGCUCCCUGAAGCGCAAGGGCAAGAAGCCGCAAACGCAAUCCUGCGAGCAACUGGAGCGAUGCUAAAGUGCCACUAAAGCAGAAGUUGGGGAGCUGUGCUGCUGUUGGAGUUGGAGUUGGCCGCCAGAGGAGAACCGCCUAAUUAGCUCAUUGUUUUAUAUUAAAACUGUAGACUAAGUCAGACGCAAACGAUGAAAAGAGAGAUGAAACACCAGACGACAGAAGGACUUCCUCUGAGGAUUAGCAAUAGCUAAUGUGUCAAAAUAGGAGGGCCCAGAUACCCAGAUACCCAAUUGCCUCCCCGUCUAACAAAAUCACUAAACAUAACAACCAAACUCCCCCGUCCGAGGUUGGCAUAAUAAUAAUAAUAAUAAUAAUUCAUAAUAACCGAAUUGUUCCUAACGAAUGCAAUAUGCAAUAUUCACACAAACAUACACACACAAGUUAUCCUAAUUAGUCCAGUGAUUUUUUGCCAGGGGAGCGGCUAGAAAAUUGCAAAAAUAGUACAGAUGAAGGACGAACUUUUACGGAUCAAACGGAUAGACUAACGCCGCUUAUACGUAGACAUCAGAAA
Molecule: messenger RNA, 4558 nt
Organism: Drosophila santomea
Lineage: Eukaryota; Metazoa; Arthropoda; Insecta; Diptera; Drosophilidae
Gene: slpr
Product: mitogen-activated protein kinase kinase kinase
Exons: 9
Coding region: 523-4050 (1175 amino acids)
Biological process (GO): protein phosphorylation
Molecular function (GO): protein binding; ATP binding; JUN kinase kinase kinase activity
Source: RefSeq, a predicted model, not a curated record